Messenger RNA from Chelonus insularis, 4060 nucleotides. Its product is annotated as glutamate receptor ionotropic, kainate 2-like. Bases 160 to 3222 code for a protein of 1020 amino acids. Gene Ontology annotation, cellular component: postsynaptic density membrane; plasma membrane. The record is from RefSeq and is a predicted model, not a curated record. Gene Ontology annotation, molecular function: ligand-gated monoatomic ion channel activity; signaling receptor activity. Gene Ontology annotation, biological process: monoatomic ion transport. The transcript has 20 exons. NCBI's taxonomy places the organism in Eukaryota, Metazoa, Arthropoda, Insecta, Hymenoptera, Braconidae.
CGCCGGCCGCUGUCACGGUGAGUUCCUCAUGUGUCGCUCCGUUUCGGAUGGUAUAUCUUCUAGGCGCUUAAUGCCCUAAGGGGCUAAACAGCGCGAGUGCGUUAAGUAGAGUGUGCUUGUAAGAAAGAGGUCUAUACAGGUGAGUCUUCGAGAUGAGCUAUGAAGGGGGCCCUCGGCUGCCUGCUAGCCUCCGUCUUCAUUUUCGACUUAUGCCGACCAAAUAUUUACGCAACGGCGCUUCCUCCUGUUGUCAAAAUUGGUGCUAUAUUCACUCAUGACCAAAAGGAUAGCAGCACGGAGCUGGCCUUCAAGUAUGCCGUCUACAAAAUCAACAAGGAAAAACUCAUUUUACCAAAGACAAAUUUGAUUUAUGAUAUCCAGUAUGUUCCGAGGGACGAUUCUUUCCAUGCAUCAAAAAAAACUUGUCAGCAAGUUAAAUUUGGAGUCCAGGCAAUUUUUGGCCCCUCGGAUCCGAAACUUGGUCAGCACAUUCACAGUAUCUGCGACGCAUUGGACAUUCCACAUCUGGAAGCCAGGGUGGAUUUGGACUCAGAAGCAAAAGAAUUUAGUAUCAACCUUCAUCCCGCACAAAAUUUGCUCAACUCUGCGUACCAGGAUGUUAUGAAGUUUUUAAAUUGGACUAAAGUAGCAAUUGUCUAUGAGGAUGAUUACGGUCUGAUAAAAUUACGAGAGUUAGUUAGAUCACCCAAGACCCGUGAGAUUGACGUAUAUUUGAGGCAGACCGAUCCAAACUCCUAUAGACAAGUCCUGGCUGAGAUCAAAACCAAAGAAAUACGUAACUUCCUUGUUGACACUAAGCCAGAGCACAUGCAUCUCUUUUUAAGGAUGAUACUCCAAUUACAAAUGAAUGAUUACAAGUAUCACUACCUCUUUACAACUUUUGAUAUUGAAACUUUCGAUUUAGAGGACUUCAAGUACAAUUAUGUGAAUAUCACUGCCUUUCGAUUAGUCGACGCUGAUGAUGCUGGAGUCAGAGGAAUUUUGCGAGACAUGGAACGGUUUCAACCUGCUGGAAAUACUAUUCUCAACAAAUCACGUGUUAUUGAGGCAGAACCAGCUUUAAUGUACGACAGUGUUAACGUAUUUGCUGUUGGAUUAAGGACAUUAGAGCAAUCUCACGCGUUAAGGCCUGCGAAUCUCUCCUGUGAACUCGAGCAUCCUUGGGAUGGUGGUUUAUCUCUUAUCAAUUAUAUUAACUCAGUAGAAAUGAAAGGUAUUUCUGGACCCAUUGAGUUUAAAGAAGGACGUCGAAUCCAAUUCAAACUAGAUCUUCUAAAAUUAAAACAGCAUUCUUUAAUGAAGGUAGGAGAAUGGAGACCAGAAUCAGGAGUGAACAUAACAGAUAAUGCAGCAUUUUUUGAACCAGGAACAGUGAAUGUUACAUUGGUAGUAAUAACGAUUCCGGAGAAGCCAUACAUUAUGAUGCAUCUUGAAAAAAACUACACGGGUAACAAUCGGUUUUACGGUUUUUGCGUGGAUUUGCUUGAAGCUGUGGCACAAAGGGUAGGCUUCAGUUAUCGUUUGGAGCUUGUUGCGGAUAAAAAAUAUGGCGUUAAAGAUCCAGAGACUGGCGAAUGGAAUGGCAUCGUCAAUGAACUCAUGCAACAUGAGCAGCCGUACGUUAUGCUGAGGAACUCUGGAAAUUUCACCGGUAACGAACGUUACGAGGGAUUUUGCAUUGAUCUACUGAGAGAGAUAGCGCGAAUGGUGGGAUUUGCCUACAAGAUUGAGCUUGUGCCGGAUGGCAAGUAUGGUGUUUACGAUUAUGAGACUGGCGAAUGGAAUGGCAUAGUUCGUCAAUUAAUGGAUAAGAAAGCAGAUCUAGCAGUAGGUUCAAUGACCAUAAAUUAUGCAAGGGAGAGUGUAAUUGACUUUACGAAGCCAUUCAUGAACCUAGGAAUCUCCAUACUCUUUAAGGUACCAACCAGUCAUCAGGCUCGACUCUUCUCAUUUAUGAAUCCUUUGGCGAUAGAAAUUUGGUUAUACGUUCUUGCUGCCUACGUUUUGGUUUCUGUAACAAUGUUCGUCGUUGCGCGAUUCAGCCCCUACGAAUGGAAUAACCCACAUCCGUGUCAUUCGGGUCCAACGGAAAUCGUUGAGAAUCAAUUCUCCUUGGCUAAUAGUUUCUGGUUCACCAUUGGAACGCUGAUGCAGCAAGGCAGCGAUCUCAAUCCAAAGGCUACAAGUACACGAAUUGUUGGGGGAAUAUGGUGGUUCUUCACGUUGAUAAUAAUUUCCUCAUACACCGCCAACCUUGCUGCCUUUUUGACAGUAGAAAGAAUGAUAACGCCAAUCGAAAAUGCAGAAGAUCUUGCUGGACAAACUGAUAUUACAUAUGGAACUCUAGAGAGUGGCAGCACCAUGACAUUUUUCCGGGAUUCGAUGAUUGAAACAUACAAAAAAAUGUGGAGAUUUAUGGAAAAUAAAAAACCUUCGGUUUUUGUAUCAACAUAUGAAGAAGGGAUUCAGCGUGUUUUGCAAGGUGAUUAUGCAUUUCUUAUGGAAUCCACGAUGCUGGAUUACAUUGUACAACGAGAUUGUAAUCUUACACAAAUUGGUGGACUGCUUGACAGUAAAGGAUACGGAAUCGCAACACCUAUGGGCUCGCCAUGGCGUGAUAAAAUCUCACUUGCCAUACUGGAGCUCCAAGAAAAAGGUGAAAUUCAAAUGCUGUAUGAUAAAUGGUGGAAAACCCCAGGAGACACAUGUAUGAGAACUGAGAAGGGAAAAGAGAAUAAAGCUAAUGCAUUGGGAGUAGCUAAUAUCGGUGGAGUAUUUGUCUUCCUUUUAUGUGGACUUGCAUUUGCUGUACUGGUGGCAAUUUUUGAAUUUUGCUAUAACUCCAAGAAAAAUUCAAUUCCUGAACGGUCGACGUCAUCAGUGCAACCACCACCAACAUGCUUAGAAUCAUUGCAAGCUAUUCCACAAGGUACUCAACAACAACCACAGAACCAGCAAUCAGAAUCUCUGUGUACAGAAAUGGCACGUGAAUUGUGUCGGGCGUUACGCUGUCACACGUCGUCUCGUAGGAGACAAGUAUGUGGAAAAUGUUCGACCUAUACAGUAGGCUAUCCGCUGGAUAAUCCCGCUACAAAUCCUCUUAAUGGGAUACGAUCUCAGCGAAACAGCAUAGGAGUAUCCGGUGAAUUAUUACCGGCUCAUAUUCACGUUCAUCAUCACACUCCACACGAAAAUAAUUAGCAUCUAAUGUCAACGUUAUUCGUCUGAUGAUAAUGAAUGCCUAACUGUUAAUAAUUCGUUCGAAAUCUUGAACAUUGAAAGUAUUUUUUCUUGGUGUAGUAACUCAAUGAAUUAGCAACGGAACUUCAUAAUCAAAAACACAAAAAAUCAGAGAUUUUCGGGGACCAGUAAGAUCAUAAAAAAAGAGCUUUGACAAUUUCAUCUUUUAAAAUAAGAAGAACUAGAUGUACAAAUUCAUAAAAAUAUGGUAGUGAAGCACAUAUUCGAUCAAAUAGAGUUUUAUAUAACAGUACCAUGUAUUUGUGCGUGUAAAAUGUAAAUGAGAUAUAAUAUUUAAAUUUAAUAAUACACAAUAUAGAUAAAUAAUGUUAGCUUUAGUUUAAAAGAAAAAUAAAUAUCAAUAAAGUAUUCAUUUUUCUUCUAUAUCAAUAUCAAUUUCUUUAAAAAAUUUCCAUUAUCAGUACAAAGUAACAUACAAUUGAGAUAGAUUUAAAAUAUCACGCACAAAAUCGUGGUACUACCGUUCAAUACGAUUUUCGAUCGUAUUUAUAUGGCUUCGUACCACUAGUAGCUUCUUUUAAAAUGUAAUUAGUUAUCACAGAGGUAUCAUUGAUACAAUCUACUGAUCCUCGUUAAUUUAAAAUAACUAAAUAAGUAUUGAAUUUUUGCACGGUUUAUUAUGUAAAGUUUGCACUGACUUCUUUCAAGGAUCUUAAGCCAAAUUCAAAAGUAACAAGCAUGUCCAAGUACUUUGUAAAUAAAAUGAAUGUACAGUACGUACAUUAGGUGUAAACAUAACUAGCUAGUAAUUAAUUUUGAAAUAAAAAAAAUUGUUUAA